AUGAUUGACAACGAAGUGUCGAACCUUGUGGAAAAGUUGAGGGGCCGGAUGCAUCUAUCUGUAGAAAAGCUAGAGUUACUUGUUGGGGUUGAUCCAAAGCUCAACGAGUUGUUAGUCGAGUAUCUUGCUGCUCUUGCUCCGGACAAAGGACAUCUAAUCAUUUGUGAGCUUCUUCUUAUUGAGGAGCCCGAAAGGAUUGUACCUGUUAUUCGAAGGAUAUUUGAAUCUUUUCCAGACGAGGUGGACAGAUUCAUCAAGAAGCUUCUUAAAUCACCAUUUUAUGUACAAAGACAAGCUAUUCCAUCCUUGAUUGUGAACAUGGAGUACAAGGAGGCAAAGGAGGCUUUGAGAAGAUGCUUGAAGGAUCCUGUUGCAGCAGUAGCUAGAAAAGCAGCGUUAUCGCUAGAGGAAUACAAGACGAUUCCAUUUGAUGACGACGAGCUUGUAGAGAUUGUGAACGAUCUGCAUGGCUCCUACUCGGAAUGGAUUCAGUGUGCAAGUUCUUGUGUGAUUCCCCUUAUAAAGAGACAGACAAAGUUUGUAUCUGAGAUAUGCACAUCGAAAUCCUGGAGGAGAAGGUAUGCAAUUGCUAAGGAGAUUCGCAGGCUCAAUGUAAGCGACCGAGCUGCUGUGUAUUCACAUCUGUCCCAGGAUCCUGAGGAGGAGAUUAGAAUAUGUCUUGCAGGAAACAUGGAGCACGUUGAAGGUUGGGACAGGCUUGUUCCGUUGUUUCUGAAAGACAGUAGUCCUGGAGUCCGGGCCCUGAUCAUCCAGAUGAUAGGAAACAGAGAGGAGUUUCAAGAGAUGCUAAAGGAUGUUAUCACGGAUACAAGUUGGGAAGUUAAAAAGGCUCUUCUGUGUGUCCAGAGGGUGGAUACAUACAAAAGCAUUGUCAUCCCUCUUAUAAACACCCUCAACUCCACACCUAAUUGGAGGACAAGAAAGGAGAUCCUCGAGUCUAUUUCAUGUGCCUCGAAGCAGGAUGAAAAGCUUCUCAAGGAGUUUUUGGGAAGGCAUCUUCUUGGCUAUCUUAAGGACAAGGUGUAUGAGGUAAGGGCAGAGGCUUCCAAGGUAAUUGGGGAGUUAGUUUCGAUAUAUCCCUGGACGGUUGAAUGGCUCCCCGAGAUAGAAGCCAUCUCCUCAUCAAAGUCCUAUCUGUAUAGGAUAACUUCGGUGGAGGCAGCACUCUCCUUUGAUAAGGCCCACGGAACGGGGUUUGGGAAGAAGCUGUUGUCGGACCCGAUUGAAAAUGUGAAGUUGUGCACACUGGAAAGAAUAGAUGCGCAGGAAAUGGACGAGGGCAUAAAAGAAAUUGUUUGUAGGCUAUGCGACAGUUCGGAUUCCGAGAUCAGAAGGGCAGCCAAAGGCCUUUUGAAAUAG
Encephalitozoon intestinalis ATCC 50506 is the source of this 1380-nucleotide messenger RNA. RefSeq names its product putative protein phosphatase. The record is from RefSeq and is a predicted model, not a curated record. Bases 1 to 1380 code for a protein of 459 amino acids. Gene Ontology annotation, biological process: protein dephosphorylation. Gene Ontology annotation, molecular function: protein phosphatase regulator activity. The transcript has a single exon. Gene Ontology annotation, cellular component: cytoplasm; protein phosphatase type 2A complex. Lineage: Eukaryota; Fungi; Microsporidia; Unikaryonidae.